Aphanomyces astaci is the source of this 827-nucleotide messenger RNA. RefSeq lists its product as hypothetical. The coding region runs from base 20 to 688 and encodes 222 amino acids. NCBI's taxonomy places the organism in Eukaryota, Oomycota, Saprolegniomycetes, Saprolegniales, Verrucalvaceae. The transcript is spliced from 4 exons. The record is from RefSeq and is a predicted model, not a curated record. Gene Ontology annotation, molecular function: Hsp70 protein binding; Hsp90 protein binding.
GCGCACUUGAAUUCUAGCUAUGAGUCGCCAAAGGGGGGAUGAUCCGUUGAACUGCGACGUACUGUCGUUGGACGACCCCGUGACCCCCAUGACCGCUCGCCCUACGUCUUCGUCGGGGCGCAGUAAACCCAAAGCCAAAGACAAGUCCGAGUUUCGGCGGUACUUUGACCAGAACGAGCUUCCCAUGACUGUGGAGACACAAAAUGGCGACCGCAACAUCGUGUGGACCACUCCGUUGGAAACUCUGGAUUAUACCCACAUCCUUCCCAUUUGCUGCAGUGGACUGCAGGAGUCCGUUGAGCCGUAUCCGUCGUUGGCUUUCAAAGCCACGAUGGAGCUGCUAGAACAUGGUAUGGCAGACACGCGGGUGCUCAAGUCGUUGGCAUCUAUAAUGUCGCAUGUCAAGGCGGCGCUGAGUACGCGGGACAAGGAAGUGGUGCAUCGGGUGUUGUUGGUCGUGCAACAGUUGGCCGUGUGCGACGGAGUGGGGGAAGCAUUGGGGGAAUACUAUCGCGCGAUCCUGCCAUUGUGCAAUUUGCUCAAAGACAAGCGACUCGGGACAGGAGACAGUAUGACCAAGGAACUGAUCCAAGACACUCUGGAAAUCCUCGACGCUUACGGCAAGGACGACGCACACCACCAGAUUCAACACCACGUGCCGGGGUUUCAGCAUUGCGGAAUCAAGUAGUAAUCAAAGAGUCAAGUAGUAGCUCAAGUCUACUGCAGCAGUUAGUAGGAAACUCUUUGCUUAUGGGAACUGCGUGUGAUACUGUGCUGUAAAACGAUGUCACUGUAUCCAUGCAUUACGAGUUGCAGCCCAUUCAAAG